CCCAACACUACACCACAACCAUAUUGGUACUGGAGUUUUUCACAGACAUUGGAAAUUGUCUGCAAGCUAGGUAUAUUUAUAUUUUUCACCUUUAAUGGGGGUAAAGAACCUCUCUUUCCUAAAAAUGAGAAAGCAUAACACACAAGUUUAUAUAAAGAAAACUUUAUCUUAAGGAAAAGAAGAUACCAAAACCUUUACCACCAAUUAUAACCAAGCACCUCAACACAUGCACUUACCUUUCUCAUUAUACUUUUAAAAUAUCCUAUCACUAUCUUGAGAGGAAAAAGAAAAAAAAGAAAAAAGCUCUUUGGACUUGUUCUAAUGUUGUUACUCUAUCAUAAUGUCCUAGAGAUUUUAUCCCAAGAUCAAUUGAUGAUAUUUCUUUAAUUGGAGAUUCAAUAUCAUCGAUUAUGAAGAGCGGAUUGUCAUCGAUUAUGAAGAGCGAAUUGUCAUAUCAGCAACGAGAGUAAUAACAAAAGAUAGUUCAUAGACCAAAGCGAACAUAUAUAGGUACUUUUUCACCUCCUCCUCCUCAUCCUCAUCCUCGUAAUACGUUCUACCAAUGACAAAGCCCGUUUUAGGCCCGGAACGACGCACGAACCCUUUAAUAUGGUGUGUAGCCAUCCUUUGCACCUUCAUAACCCUAGUCGUGAUCGUCGCCGGCCUCAUCGUCUUCAUCGGAUACAUGAUCGUUAGGCCAAAAGUUCCACAAAUGAGUGUGACAAGUGCAAAUGUGGACAUGUUUGCCUAUGACAUGUCUAAUCUCCUAUCAAUCAAGGUCUCAAUUGUGAUCAAUGCUGAAAAUGACAAUGCAAAAGCCCAUGCAACUUUCUAUGAGUCAAUUUAUACACUAACUUUCCAUGGUCUUAAAGUUGCCUAUUUAAGAGCUGACCCUUUUGAUGUACCCAAAAAUAGCUCAAUCCCAUUGUACUAUCCUGUGGAGUCAGCGUCGAUCGCGUUGACUCCAGAGGAAGGUCAACUUGCUGAGGUGUCAUUGAGUCAAAAACUAGUUGUUCUUGAUCUUAUAGGUAGUUCAAGAACUAGAUGGAGAUUAGGGUUAAUUGGUUCUGUUAAGUUCAAAUUGCACCUUAUUUGUAAGCUUAAGUUACCAUUAGAUGGAAGUACUAUUUACCCUAAAUGUAGCACAAAAUCUAGAUAACUUGUGUUCAAUUACUAAUAUGUUUUAAGUUAUAUAUGUCGUCAGUGUCAAUUCUUGACUAGAUAUUAUUAUGGAGAAAAUAAUAUGCUUCGUCAUGUUUUCCUAUUUUUAGUGUUAAGUGUUAACAGUGAGGUACUUUUGUA
Molecule: messenger RNA, 1302 nt
Organism: Capsicum annuum
Lineage: Eukaryota; Viridiplantae; Streptophyta; Magnoliopsida; Solanales; Solanaceae
Exons: 1
Coding region: 563-1159 (198 amino acids)
Source: RefSeq, a predicted model, not a curated record